Messenger RNA from Pocillopora meandrina, 3361 nucleotides. NCBI's taxonomy places the organism in Eukaryota, Metazoa, Cnidaria, Anthozoa, Scleractinia, Pocilloporidae. The record is from the annotation of a GenBank genome assembly.
AUGAAUCUAGUAAAGAGCUCGUCAAACUACCUACAAAACUGUAAGAACACCAAAAUCGAGGAGAAUGUCACGCUAAAAGGAGGCAUAGGAGCAGGAACUUUUCGAAAGCUUGGUAAAGUUACCAGCAUGGUGUCUUGUAUUGAUCUUGGUUGGAAAACUGCGACUUGUGAUGUUGCUUUCCUCUCGGCUGCUAAGUGCUAUGGAGUCGAAUGCGUGAGUGAUGACGAGUGCAAGGCUACAGCUACUGAUACAUCUGAUAUUAAGGUGCUCAUAGCACACGUGCGAACAGGCCAUAAGAAGGUUAGUGCUCCGCCAGUUGAAAUGGCGGAGGUAAAUAAGCUGUUGUGGGAAUCUUUGAACGAACUUGGUUAUAGUCCUCAUUCCGUAAAAUACAGUCCGUUAUUCUACAUUUAGAUCGAUAUGUGCGGCGUUAAUGAAAGCAAUGGAUUGUUUGAAAUUGACGUGGCGUUGAAUUGGUGCAUUUGUGCAAGAAAUCUCGCUUUUGAAAGCUUUCUUCUCCAGAUAACUUUAUUCAAUCUCAAAUUUUUCACGGGGUCUGCAGCGUAAUGGUGUAUUUGAGGACUGAUUUUGCGCUUGGGAUAAAUUUCAGUGAAGCGAGCGAUGAUUUUUCCGGCGAUUACACUCAUUAAUCUUUGAUCGGCUUCAGAAUUGAAAGCCUGAAAGGUAGCUAGCCACCCGGAAAGAAAGAAUGGUAAAAACAGGUUGUAAGCAAAAGGGACAGCGGGAAUUUCUGCGUACCGUUUCUUCUUAUAAAACAAAUUCUGCUAUGUCAAUUUCUGUCUGGUUUGUUGUCUAUUGUAGAGGGCAAAAUUUACCUCAAAAUAAGUGGGUAAAUUAAAAUCUCUUGAAUAGCAAUUGGCGAUAGCAUAAAGAAAACAGUUAUUAUGGAAAGUUCCUCCAGUAGAUUAGAAUAGGAAAAUAUAACCAAUACAUAUAUAAUAGUAAAAUAAGGUAUGAAUUUGCUCCUGCGAAUGAAAAAUUGCUGAACGCUUUCAUGAAACUGUCAGUGACUUAAGAAUAAUGUUUUUUUCUUAAAUCAUUUGAUAUAUGUCAAUCAGUUAAUCCUUCAUGCACACACGGCUGAAAGACUGAGAUUAAAAAUAUUAUGUCGUAAAUUAAAGUAACUUUCACAGCCUCAUAUUUAAUUACGUAGCUCUGUCAUUUUAACUCCAGCCCAAGCUCUUACCGACUGAUAAAUUAGACUUCAUGGCGAUUUCAAGUCGAGAGCAAGGGAAAAACAGUCUUAAAAGUCCAAUGUAACUGAUCUUAUUAAUGUGUCCAUGAGUAUUCAUUUGUCACAGAGCAGCGGAUGUGAAUCAAGCUGACAAUUAUUAAGCCAUGAAUAUAUAGUGCAACCACCGAGAAACUAUUUCACAGGAAGAACCAGCUUAAACCAACGGAGUUCAUUUUUUGCUAUAACUUGAAUAUUGUGGUUUCAUUCGUUUUCAAAAUAAUUUGAACUUCUCAAUUCAGUUCUUGUCCUCAAAAUUUUCCGCUUAUUCGAUGUUUAUGCAAUAUUCCUCUAUAUUCAGUCGAUUUUUUUUCUGGGGGUCUCAAUGGGGUGAUGGCUUUGACGGCUAACGUUUAAAAUUUUGGCCAAUUUACGCCUAACGGUUAAUUUUUCCUUUGCAGAUAAAAGAAAAAAAAUUACCGUUAACUUUUUUUAUUACUCACUGUUGUAAUUUUGACAAUCUUUCAUUUUUUUGAGGCUGUAUUACAGCUGACCGAGUUAAUCCCAUUGAGAGCAUUUUUACGAUGCUAUUUUAUUGCAACUUUAAGCAUUGAUCAUUAUGAUGAACAAAUACCAAUUACAUUUACGCUAACUUUUUAAAAACUCAUUGGCUCUAUUCAUAAAUUUUCGAAAAAAAAAAUUAUGAUAAUUUCAUGAAUAAUAUCCAGACAGAAUUUCUCUUUUAUUCGUUUCAGAUAACACAUCAUUAGCUUUUAUUACUCCUAACUUCACAUCGAAUGUUAAACCACAUCCAAAUGGUUUCUUGGGCUCAAAUCAGGGAGGCCUAUCUGCUAACACGCCAAAAGGUCUCAUCGCACAGGGACAAACAUCAUCGAGCAUUGUUAACCCAUCUAUGGCUGGGCAAUGCCAGCCAGGAAAAAAAUUUUCAAAGAAGUGACUUUAAAAGGAGGCAUUAAUGCCGGUACAUAUAAAGAUGUUGGCUCUGUGAAAAGCAUGGAGGAAUGUUCUGGUAAAUGCUGCGAGUUCGCGGCUUGUGAUUUAGCGUUUAUGCUUUCAAGUAGAUGUUAUCUUGUUGGAUGUUCAGAAGGCAAAAACUGUCAGAUACAAAAAGCAAAGCCUUCUCCGUAUCAUCCAUCUGUGACUUACAUUGAAAGAUGGAACAAGGAGGGCGUGAAGCAUUCAGGUAUGUUAAAUCUUCGACAACACUGCAAAUUGAACGCUAUUUGAGUGCAAAUAGAACAAGAUGGAUGGUUAUUUUUUGUGGCUCGAAGCUGAAUUAAAGAAAGAUUUUUUUUCGCCUCAACACCAGUAUAGAACCAAAAAAAGUGUCUCAAUGAGGAAUCAAAACUCAGAGCGAUAAAGAGCUUUGUCAAAGUUAAAUGAAAUGAAUAGCAUUUUGAUCUGCGAACGACACAGAGUUGAGAAAAUAAUCCUUGGAGAGCUGCAGGCGGAGAAAUUCACAAAAAAGCGCAAAAAACAUAAUUAAUGCUUUAUAAAACUCGACAGGAUUCGAACUUGUUUCUGUAUGGUGAGUUAUUGGGUUGUUGGUACUUAGUAGCUAUUGAAUUCCCUAUAGCUCAGUGGAAAAGCAUCAGAACGAGGACUUUAAAAGUUUGGGACCCGAUUUGUUAUGGUGACUCUGAUUUUCCUUAGUCCUACGUUCGUGAUAAGACGAAGAGUGUCUUUCGUUUUGCUUGUUUGGUCCCGCAACAUGCACUUUUACACUGAAAUCCCUCGUCUUCAGUCUGGCAACGUUACCAAGCCCCUCUCUCAGGGGACACUACUAACUCCUCAAUUCAUUUCGCAGAUACCUGGAUUGAGGGUAGAUAGAGCUUCUAAGGUUGUGCAUCAUAUAUAAAAGAGAAUAACAAAAUGAUCUCAAUCAUUCUUUUCAAUUUGUAGACUCGUUAGCUUUGGUAAUAUAUAUAAUUAGGCGAUUAGGGCAACUUGCCACUUUUAUACUCAAUUUGUUCGUUUUGUUUUUUUCCUUUUUGUUUUUUGCUAGAGAUAGCCAUUUCGGCUUUUUGAAAUACCCGUGUUAUAUUGAACUGCACUGAUCGAAUAUUUUUCUUAUGCAUAGUUUUUCUUGGCGACUCAGCCGAAACCAAAUUCGCAUGUCCCGCGGUGAAGCCGCUGACCAAAAGGUGA